CUCCCCACCCAUCUUUCUGUCUUUUUACCUCUAAAAGAAUCUUGAGAUUCUGCAGUUCUUGUUAGAGAUCCUCCUUGUCUUUUUUUUUUCCCUUUUCCCUUUUCUCCCCCUCCCCUCUCACCUCUUCCCUGUGGGAUCCCCAUUAGUCUCUUCUUGGUGUGACGAAAUCCACACCCUUUUCGUUUAAUGCACAAUGUCUCCCACAACCCACUCCCCAACCCAUGAGGACUUUCAGCGGCAGACGGAUGAUUUUAUGACUUGGCUCGCGGGCAGGUCGGGCGUAAAGAUCAACCCCAAAAUUCGUGUGCAAGAUCUGAGAUCCCAAGCUGCUGGGCGAGGUGUUGUGGCUCAGUCCGAUAUUGCCGAAGGUGAAGAACUUUUUACCAUCCCACCCGAGUCCGUUCUGUCGGCUCGGACCUCCACCCUGAAGGAUCUGCUCUCCCACGAUCUCAACGAGUUCGGCCCAUGGCUUUCUCUCAUCCUCGUCAUGAUCUACGAGUACCUCCGUGGUGAACAGUCUGCCUGGAAACCGUAUUUCAACGUGCUCCCGCAGAAUUUCGACACCCUGAUGUUCUGGUCCCCGGCAGAGCUCCAAGAGCUCCAGGGCAGUGCAAUUGUGGGCAAGAUUGGGAAGCAGAGCGCGGAGGAAAUGAUUCUGGAGACUAUCGCUCCGGUAAUCCGAGAAAAUCCUACUUUCUUCCCGCCUGUCGGUGGUCUGACCUCGUAUGACGGCGAGGCGGGCACCCGGGCCCUCCUGAACAUCGCCCAUACCAUGGGUUCCAUCAUCAUGGCGUAUGCCUUCGACAUUGAGAAUCCGGAGGAUGAAGACGAGCAGGAUGCUGAAGAUGGAUAUAUGACCGAUGAGGAGGAAGGACAGUCUAAAGGCAUGGUCCCGCUGGCCGAUAUGUUGAACGCCGAUGCGGACCGGAACAAUGCUCGCCUGUUCCAAGAAGACGGCUCGUUGAUCAUGAAAGCUAUCAAACCCAUCAAGCAAGGUGAUGAGAUUUUCAACGACUACGGGGAGCUUCCUCGGGUAGAUCUUCUGAGACGCUACGGCUAUGUGACGGACAACUACGCCCCCUACGACGUGGCCGAAUUAUCACUGAAGCAUAUCUGCCAAGCAGCCGGUCUUGAAAAUGCUGAUAUUGAAAGCCAACCUCGGCUCCAAAUUCUUGAGGAAAUGGAGGUCCUCGACGAUGGCUAUGUCAUCCCAAGAAUCUCCGGGGAUGAUUCAUUGACAGAUAUCCUGCCGGUCGAGCUCAUCUUGCUGCUCAAGACCCUGACCUUGCCGUCAGAUCAGUUCCAAAAGCACCAGUCGAAAAACAAGCUCCCGAAGCCAUCCCUCGACCAGGAAGAAUCUGCCAUUCUGGCGAAAACCAUCCAGCUGGAGAGCGCGCAGUACGGAACAACGAUCGAACAAGAUCAUGAAAUUCUAUCCCGCUUGAUCCAAUCGGGGGCCUCUUCCCCGCUGGACGAAUCAUCCCGGCGUCAGAAAAUGGCGGUGCAGGUUCGCAUCGGUGAGAAGGAAAUCCUGCAGAGCCUUUUCUCCUUGCUGGGCUCGUCUACAGACGGCAAGGGGUCGUCUGCAUCCAAGCGGUCUGCGGCAGGCGAUAGCGAGCAGUCGAGAAACCCCAAAAUUCAAAAGACCUGA
Aspergillus campestris IBT 28561 is the source of this 1651-nucleotide messenger RNA. RefSeq names its product ribosomal lysine N-methyltransferase. The coding region runs from base 194 to 1651 and encodes 485 amino acids. Gene Ontology annotation, cellular component: nucleus. Gene Ontology annotation, biological process: peptidyl-lysine monomethylation. Lineage: Eukaryota; Fungi; Ascomycota; Eurotiomycetes; Eurotiales; Aspergillaceae. The record is from RefSeq and is a predicted model, not a curated record. The transcript is spliced from 4 exons. Gene Ontology annotation, molecular function: protein binding; protein-lysine N-methyltransferase activity.